AGCCCCGCUUCGUCUCCCUGGUGGCCUGGAGCCCCUGUCAGCAGGGUGAGGGUGGGGAGGACAGAGCUGGUGUGUGCCUGACCAUACCCUUGGCCCUGCUAUCUGCCCAGGGCCCCUGGCCCCCAAACUCCACUUUCAGUGUGUGGGGAAGCCCCCUGCAUCUGCGUGGGCAAGGUGGGAGAAAACCCCUGGUGGGUGGAGGAGCAGCUCUUUGAAGCAGGGUGAUAACCCAAGUUGCCCCAGAAAGCAGCAGCUUCCCAGGCCUCCUCAAGGUUAAGCGAUGGAACCUUCCUGAUGGGGAGGCUGGGCCUGGGGGUCUGAUCCCCAAGAUCCUGGGCUUGGGGCCCUCUCGGGCCCUCCAUACUCCCCAAGGUGUGGGUCAAGGGCUGUAGCUGUCUGGGCAGUGCCCAUGCACGCUGCCCUGCCCCGCAUUGGUGAGCUGUGCAUGUCCGUGAGGACCCUGUGUGUACCUGACAUGGGUGAGUUUGUACCUGUGACCUCGGCUCCUGUAUUUGGAGGAUCCUAUAUGAGCGACAGCUGUUAGCAUGUGCCUGUGUGCUGGGGGCGGAUGCAGGGGCUGGGGACCAUCAAGGAUGAUAUGUGGCUGGGGUGGGAGGAGCAGUGACAGGGCUGGGGCAAGGAGGACUUCAGAAGCCAAUUGGAGCCAGGCUUGACUCCCAGCAGCCAAUCUGGGAGCCGGGGCUCCGGGCAAGCGAGUGGCUGCUCAGAAACCCUGCAGGGAGGAGGGGCCAGCUAGGCUGGGCCAGGAUCUCUGUAUAAAUGGCCCAGGAGCUGUGCCCCAUCACAGAGCCGACCAUCUCCCACUCAAGCUGUCCCCGCCCUCUGGACCCGAGUGACUCAGGCCUUUGUUUGUCCUUCCUGGUAGAGGCGGGUUCCCUCCCUCGGCAAGAUGCCGGAGUGCUGGGAUGGGGAGCAUGACAUCGAGACGCCCUAUGGCCUUCUGCACGUGGUGAUCCGGGGCUCCCCCAAGGGGAACCGCCCAGCCAUCCUCACCUACCACGAUGUGGGCCUCAACCACAAACUAUGCUUCAACACCUUCUUCAACUUCGAGGACAUGCAGGAGAUCACCAAGCACUUUGUGGUGUGUCACGUGGAUGCCCCUGGACAACAGGUGGGGGCGUCGCAGUUUCCACAGGGGUACCAGUUCCCCUCCAUGGAGCAGCUGGCUGCCAUGCUCCCUAGCGUGGUGCAGCAUUUCGGGUUCAAGUACGUGAUUGGCAUCGGAGUGGGUGCCGGAGCCUAUGUGCUGGCCAAGUUUGCACUCAUCUUUCCCGACCUGGUGGAGGGGCUGGUGCUGGUGAACAUCGACCCCAACGGCAAAGGCUGGAUAGACUGGGCUGCCACCAAGCUCUCCGGCCUAACUAGCACUUUACCCGACACGGUGCUCUCCCACCUCUUCAGCCAGGAGGAGCUAGUGAACAACACAGAGUUGGUGCAGAGCUACCGGCAGCAGAUUGGGAACGUGGUGAACCAGGCCAACCUGCAGCUCUUCUGGAACAUGUACAACAGCCGCAGAGACCUGGACAUUAACCGGCCUGGAACAGUGCUCAAUGCCAAGACGCUCCGCUGCCCCGUGAUGCUGGUGGUUGGGGAUAAUGCACCUGCUGAGGACGGGGUGGUGGAGUGCAACUCCAAACUGGACCCGACCACCACGACCUUCCUGAAGAUGGCAGACUCCGGAGGGCUGCCCCAGGUCACACAGCCAGGGAAGCUGACUGAAGCCUUCAAAUACUUCCUGCAAGGCAUGGGCUACAUGCCCUCGGCUAGCAUGACCCGCCUGGCACGCUCCCGCACUGCAUCCCUCACCAGUGCCAGCUCGGUGGAUGGCAGCCGCCCACAGGCCUGCACCCACUCGGAGAGCAGCGAGGGGCUGGGCCAGGUCAACCACACCAUGGAGGUGUCCUGUUGAAGCCCUCGAUCCCGCUGACGACGCCCACCUGUCCGCCCACGUCAAGGCCUCACCGCCAUCCUUGCGCCGGCUCAUGUUCCCUUUAGUUUAUUUUUGUGAGGGCAAAGGGGAGGAAAGGGGGUUCUGUUUGAAAAAAAUGAGGGGCUCUAUCUUAGAUCCUUCAGCGGAACAGUCUCCAGGUGUUUUGAGGGGCUCACUCCUCCCCACCCCAUCUCACUCUCCGUGGUAACUUGGCCGACUUGACCCCUCGCAUCUCACUCCCUGCAGCCCAGGCACAGGAGGGCAGGGCCACAGGGAGGGAGAUUCUCUAAGGAUCCAGGCCAUUCCUGGGUGAGCCCUUGGGCAGGCAUGUUUGCAGAUGGGAGAGGCUGCGAGACGGUGGUUACUGGGCCCACAUGGGUGCAGGGCCAGCUCAGGCGCUGGCGUGGGAGCCCUGGGAGACCCCUUCCCCCACUCUCCACCAAGCACACCCGUUUCUGUCUCAUAGCACAUGCGACAAUCAUCUGGACAAUAGCCACAAGGGGGCGCUCGGACCAGGCAGCCACUUUCCUGGUGCUCUCUGGGCCCAGCUGGUGCUGUAGGGCCAGGCAGGCAGGGGCAUCAGGGGGUUUCUCUGCCCAAGGAAGACAGAACAUGGAGAACCGUAAGGGCAGGAACCCCACAGACUGUCCCUUCCAGCCCACACUCUGCCACCUCCUGGCCCUCUCCCAUUUCUGAGCCAAGGCCUCCCAGAGGCAGAAGUUGCCUGGUCCUCUGUCCCCACAGUGACCUGACUGGGUGUGAGGGAGAAGGAAGAGAGAGCCCAUGUGUGGCAUGUGUUCCCUGAGAACUUCGUGGUGACUGCCUUUGGGAGCUCACAGGUGGCCAGAGGCAGGGGUAGCUGAGUUCCUGGAGACCCCUUUUUUGCCCCCAGGUUCCCCAGAGGGCAACGCCAUCAGUAGCAGCGUGGUGUUUCAGGCAGAGCUCUGGCCAGGCUGUGCCAGCGUGUCCCGGAAGCAUCACUAAGGAAGAGAGUUUAUUCAGUCAACUGGCCCAAGGCAGCGAGAGUUCCACAGUCCCAUACCCCAUAGCCCCCUGGGCUGGGGCUUACUGGGGGCUGAUGAUUCUGGACACGAACAAGAGCCAGGUAGAGGAGAAAGGCUUCCCCCACAGCCCAGCCCCCUGCUGUUCCCUGAAGCCCAGGACUGUGUUGUAUGCUUUCCAUCCACCCGCCUUACCCCAUAGCAUCUUGUGGCCCAGAAACCAGAGCCAUUUGUCUCAGACCCUAAACCAAUGGUCACAAACCUCAAAACAGAGGGGAGAGAGCAAUGAAAACAUGAAGGGCUGUGGAGAGGGAGGGCUGAGAGGACACCUACAUGCGUAUUUCCUCUACACACAUCACCCCCCCCUUCUGUAAUCUUAAGCCAUGACUAGCCUGGUGGUGUGUUAGUUUGUGCCGAGUUCUACCCCUUCAUGUGCUUCUUCUGAAUACUGAAUGUGACUGGUUGAAAGCUGGUAGAAUUCAUCCCUCUUACUGUAGAUAGCACUGCAAAUCUUGGAAUUUUUUUUUGUUUUUUGCUGUGUUUCCAGAUGAAAUAUCUAUAAAUAUCUAUACAUUAUAUAUAUAGAUGUGUGUGUGUGUGUGUGUGUGUGUGUACAUUGGGUCCUCCCAUGUGUGGUGGUCCUCUGGAGGUUGUCUCUUUGGUCAAGGUGAACUUUUAAUGUUUAUUAUUUUCUUCUCCGCACAAAGAGCCUAAUUCUGUGUAUUCUGGUGGCUGCUGUCAUGAGAUGACAAAAUGUAAAACAAAACUCUAGUCAACGUAGAAAGAGUUAACUGUGCUGAAAAACUAAUAAAGAACCUAAGAAUUCCAGUGUGGUGAUGCCAUGCCCAUCGUGGGAAGCUUUUGGAGCGACAGAAUGUUUGGGCAGGGGCUGCUGGUGCUGCUUGGUUUGGGGUGAGGGUGCUAGGAGAGGAUGGUCUCCACCCAUCUUUCUAUUUCCAGUAUAUGUCACAUUAUUUUACCUGUUGAGAGGAGAGUGUGACAAACAUUAAAAGCCUUAUGUGCU
Piliocolobus tephrosceles (Ugandan red Colobus) is the source of this 3976-nucleotide messenger RNA. RefSeq names its product NDRG family member 4 (gene NDRG4). NCBI's taxonomy places the organism in Eukaryota, Metazoa, Chordata, Mammalia, Primates, Cercopithecidae. The record is from RefSeq and is a predicted model, not a curated record. The transcript is spliced from 14 exons. Bases 911 to 1930 code for a protein of 339 amino acids.